Molecule: messenger RNA, 2069 nt
Organism: Chinchilla lanigera (long-tailed chinchilla)
Lineage: Eukaryota; Metazoa; Chordata; Mammalia; Rodentia; Chinchillidae
Gene: Nup85
Product: nucleoporin 85kDa
Biological process (GO): mRNA export from nucleus; protein import into nucleus; positive regulation of DNA-templated transcription
Cellular component (GO): nuclear pore outer ring
Molecular function (GO): structural constituent of nuclear pore
Source: RefSeq, a predicted model, not a curated record
GGCGGAGGUCCUCUCUCGUAGCUGUCCUAAGGGCGGGAGGCCGGAGCCGGGAGUGUUAGCAGCUCGGCGAGGUCCGGGGCCCGACAUGGAGGAGCUGGAUGGGGACCCGGCGGUUACUUUGAUUCCAGGUGUGAAUUCCAAGAAGCAAAUAUGCUUUGACUGGGGUCCUGGAGAGAUGUUGGUCUGUGAAACGGCCUUCAAUAAAAAAGAAAAAUCUGAGAUGGUACCAGGCUGCCCCUUUAUCCAUAUCAUCCGGAAGGAUGUAGAUGUUUAUUCUAAAAUUUUGAGAAAACUGUUCAAUGAGUCACAUGGAAUCUUUGUGGGCCUUCAGAGAAUUGAAGAAGAAUUGACUGGAAAAUCCAGAAAAGCUCAUUGCUGCUAAAGAUCAAGCCAGUGGCCGCCAAUUCAGCAGCCAGGUCUCCAUUUUGUCAGCGAUGGAGCUAAUUUGGAACCUGUGUGAAAUCCUUUUUAUUGAAGUAGCCCCAGCUGGCCCUCUCCUCCUUCACCUUCUCGACUGGGUCCGACUGCAUGUGUGCGAGGUGGACAGUUUGUUAGCAGAUGUUCUAGGCACUGGAAAUCCAAGCAAACAUGAGAGCUUCUGGAACUUGGUGACCAUCUUGGUGCUGCAGGGCCGUCUGGAUGAGGCUCGGCAGAUGCUGUCCAGGGAGGCUGAUGCCAACCCCGCCUCUGCAGACAUGUGCCGUAUCCUGGGGGAUCUGAUGAGGACAAUGCCCAUUCUAAGCCCUGGCAACACACAGACGCUGACGGAGCUGGAGCUGAAGUGGCAGCACUGGCGCGAGGAGUGUGAGCGGCACCUGCAGGACAACACGUUUGCCGCCAGCCCUGCCCUGGAGUCGCUGUGCAAGAUCAUGCUGGGGGACGAGGCCGCCUUGCUGGAGCAGAAGGAGCUGCUGAACAACUGGUACCAUUUCCUCGUGACUCGGCUGCUGUACUCUCAUCCCACAGUAAAGCCCAUUGACCUGCAUUUCUAUGCCCAGUCCAGCCUGGACAUGUUUCUGGGAGGUGAGAGCAGCCCAGAGCCCCUGGACAACAUCUUGAUGGCAGCCUUUGAGUUUGACAUCCACCAAGUGAUCAAGGAGUGCAGCAUCGCCUUGAGCAACUGGUGGUUUGUGGCUCAUCUGACAGAUCUGCUAGAUCACUGCAGGCUCCUCCAGUCUCACAACCUUUAUUUUGGUUCCAACAUGAGAGAGUUCCUCCUGCUGGAAUAUGCCUCAGGGCUGUUUUCUCAUCACAGUCUCUGGCAACUGGGGGUAGAUUAUUUUGACCACUGCCCUGAGCUGGGCCGCGUUUCCUUGGAGCUGCAUAUUGAGCGGAUCCCUCUCAACACUGAGCAGAAAGCCCUCAAGGUGCUGCGGAUUUGUGAGCAGCGGCAGAUGACCGAACAAGUCCGCAGCAUCUGUAAGAUCUUGGCCAUGAAGUCUGUCCGUAACAAUCGCCUGGGCUCUGCCCUCUCUUGGAGCAUUCGUGCCAAAGAUGCUGCCUUUGCCACACUGGUUUCAGACAGGUUCCUCAGGGAUUACUGUGAGCGAGGCUGCUUUUCUGACUUGGAUCUCAUUGACAAUCUGGGGCCAGCCAUGAUGCUGAGUGAUCGGUUGACAUUCCUGGGAAAGUACCGGGAGUUCCACCGACUGUACGGGGAGAAGCGUUUCAGCGACGCCUCAUCUCUUCUGCUGUCCCUGAUGACCUCUCAGAUUGCACCCCGCUCUUUCUGGAUGACUCUGCUCACAGAUGCCCUCCCUCUUUUGGAACAGAAACAGGUGAUCUUCUCAGCAGAACAGACGUAUGAGCUGAUGCGAUGCUUGGAGGACCUGACCUCAAGGAGGCUGGAGUGUGGAGAGCCCGAUGCCCAGAAACCCCAGGAUGAUGAUAUAGAGACCACCAAGGUGGAGAUGCUGAGACUUGCUCUGGCCAGGAAUCUUGCACGGGCAAUUAUAAAAGAAGGCUCACUGGAAGGUUCCUGAGGUCAGCUAAGAGCUCCCGCCGUGUGGUAACUUUGUAUGGCAAUGUAAAAUAGCUUUUUAAAAUAAAUGUUCUCUUUGGCAAAUAAA